CAGAGAAUCCUCGAAAUAUUAAACAGGUGCUUUUUCUUCGUACAUUUCUCUUUCAAUUUCCUCCUCCAAGCUGCGCCGGAGAGACUUCUCCUGCGUCACGGGGAAAUAAAGUAACUUUAGUGGAACAAUGCGGGACCCGAACAGCAGCACCUCAACGGAUCUCGAUCCCUAGGAAUCUUACUCAUGGCUACCGCCCGGCCAUCCGCAACAUAAAGCACUUUGAAACAGAGAAAUCUACCGAAAUCACGGGACGGGAGUUUUAUAAAGCCAGGAGCGAGUCUAUUCUGUGAUCUAGAUGGCGGGACACGAGUGGGAUGAUUGGUUUGAACGGGAGGAAUUGAUCGGACAGAUCAGCGACAUCCGAGUGCAGAAUCUGCAAGUUGAGAGGGAGGUGGUGCAGAAGAGAACGUUCACAAGAUGGAUGAAUUUACAUCUAGAGAAGUGCAACCCUCCAAUGGAGGUAAGGGAUAUUUUCCGUGAUAUCCAAGAUGGAAGGAUUCUGAUGGCACUGCUUGAAGAGCUCUCAGGAUGCAAACUGCUGCAUGGGUUUAAGCCAUCCUCACAUCGCAUUUUCAGGCUCAAUAACAUCGCCAAAGUAUUGACGUUUCUGGAGGAAAGAAAUGUGAAAUUAGUCAGCAUUGAUGCAGCAGAUGUCGCAGAUGGCAAUCCAUCCAUAGUGCUUGGGCUUAUCUGGAAUAUCAUCCUCUUUUUCCAGAUCAAGGAACUCACAGGGAACAUUAAGAGUCAGUUCCCCUCCUCCUCCAGCCUGUCAUCCAUCCCCACCAGCUCCGAUUCAGAUACUUCUCACUCCAGCACCCCCUCAGAUGAGAGGAAGCCCACUAUUGCUCCAAGGGGUCAAGGGAAGGUGAUCAAAACCCUCCUGCAGUGGGUCCAGAGGCGUACAAGAAAAUAUGGAGUUGCUGUUCAGGACUUCAGAAAGAGUUGGACAAGUGGUCUGGCGUUUCUUGCUGUGAUUAAGUCCAUUGACCCCAGUCUGGUGGAUAUGAGGAGAGCCCUGCUUAGAUCACCAAAAGAGAACAUUGAGGAAGCCUUUAGAACAGCACACUACAGUCUUGGCAUCCCAAGACUCCUGGAACCUGAGGAUGUGUUCUUGAAUCCCCCUGAUGAACAAUCCAUAAUGACCUACGUAUCCCAGUUUUUGGAGCACUUUCCUGGAAUUGAAGAGGAUGAGACAUCAGAUAUUCUGGAAAGGAGUCAAAUCAGUGCUCGAACGAACGAUCCUCCUGUUCGGAAUGGCGUACAGAGGAAACGGGAGUCUUGUACAGUCAAGAAAGACUUGGUUCAUCCGCCACCCAAGAUCUUCAUCUCCUCAAUGUCUGUAGAUCAUGAACCAAUCACCUCUCCUGUCCUCUCACAGCCCCCCGAGGACAGACCCUGGGCUAGUGAAAGGUCAUCCAUGGGUUCAAGCACUAGUCCUGCAGAUGACAGUCCCCUAGACCUGAACAAAUAUUGUUCCACAUCUAGCUCCCCACAGCCUUCAUUCUCCGACUCUGCGGUUAACUCACCUGACUUGUGGAUAGAGGAACCAAGUGAAUCUACUCAGCAAGAGACCUCUGAGCGGAUCAAAGAUGAUCCAACAAACAAGAGCUGUGUAGCUGUUGAGAGCUAUUCUACAAACCCUGGGGAAGCAACCUCAGACCUGGGGUCACCAUUUUCACCAGUUAGCAUGCCAGAAACCAAGUUGGACUGUGAACUUUUCAUAGAUGAGGGUAAUUAUUCCAUCGGGUCCAUAGAUAGUUUACAUGCCAAAUCUACAUUGCCAUCUGAAGAGGAGGAUGCCUACAAAUUUAUCUUGGAUCUUAACAAGAAGGAAUCUGCUAAUCAUUUGCCUAGAAAAGACAUGAGGAAUAAAUCAGAUGCAGUAAGCUUAGAACAAACAGAAAUGGAUCAUUUGGAAUACCAGGAAUCAGAAAAGCCAUCUUUUGAUUUGAAAAGUGACUCAGGAUACUUCCAAGAUCAUAAGGACGCCAUGCCAGCUCAGCCUGAGGGUAUCAGCGAGGCUCCAUUUAUUUCUGCCAUUGAUGAAGAAGUAGGUGCACUCGAAAUUAAAAUUGAAUAUGAAGCUUUUCAGGACAACAAGUCUUCCAAUACAGAAGCCAUACAGAGGAACCGCCUCGGGUUUACAGGUGGACCUGAAGAAAAGCCAAUUGUAUUUGAGGAUGACAGUGAGCCUGAAUGUCCAGUUCUCCAGUACGAGAGGGUCUCCAUAUCAAGUGAGGAGGACAUUAAAAUGUGUGCAGAUCUGACUGAAGAAAAUACACAGGAACCAAAUGCAAACAAUCUUCCAAAUAUCUUAAAUGGUUAUUCUGAGACCAAGGAGGACCUCCAUGACGGGGAACCAAGUGGUCUUUUAGAAAGUGAUGAGAAGAACCAGAUAUCUCUUAACCAAAAAGAACCUGUGUUGGUGUCAGAUACAAGCCAGAUAGAAGCAGAAGUUUCUGAUGAAGAUCACAUGUGUUAUAUGUGUGGAGCUCCAGUGGCAAAGAGCUUGACUGAAUCCAUUGAACAAGAUGCCGAUUCAGACUCGGUGCAUUCAAAUGAGCUAGAAUCAGGUGGAAAUUUUAAGGACAAGCCAAGAGAGAAUGAUGCAUUAAAUGGAAUUGUAAGUGAUAUUGAGAAGAAGCCCAGAGAGAUUAGUAUUUACACAGAUCCUCUUAUUCAAGGUAAGAGCAAGUUGGAAAGUGGGUCAGACAGCAGAAGGGAGAAGGAGUUUUCCCACAAUAUGAAUUGUGAAAGCCAAGCUCAAAAUUCAGACAACAGGGAGCCUGGCUGGGCCAGAAAUAAACAGUCGGUAUCUGUAAUUCCCUGUGAUGUAGUGGACUAUGAUGUUCCAAAAUCUGACAGCAACAUCCAGGAGGGAGAUAAGAAUUCCUCUACCAACAGUAAGCAGACUGUCACAAGUCAAACAUCUGGUGGUCAUUCCAAUGAGGAAAUUACUAUUAUGGGUGUCCGCCCUGAAAGACGUCCAACAGAGUUUCGUUUGGCCCUAAGUGUUACUCCACUCCAGCCUGCACCUCCUAAACGCUCACUUACUGAAUCAGACACAGACACCGAAGAUACGUCAGAGAGUCACGGCGACGUGUUUAAGCCGAGAAAGGCAAGAGUUAGAUCUUUGCACCUCCAGGAGCAGAGCCCAUUUGACAGGCACCCAGGAGAAUGGGGCGCGGUGGAACCUGAUUCACCCGCUGAGCACUGUGAGCUCAUUAAGACAGUUGAAGGCUUUACCGGUGCCAGAGAAAACACUGGGACUCUGAGGGAAGGAACCUUCACAGACGCAAGUCCCCUGUUGACUACUAUACACUUGAGAAAGCUUGUUGACACCACUGAAUCAAAGGGACAAAAUAGGAAUGCCAUAGAUGGCAAAGUGGACAAUUCCAUCAUAAAUAAAAGUUUGGAGAGCAAGACCGCUGCAAGUCCAGAAAGUGCACAUGAUUUAACCUGGGUAGACAUCUACAUUCUUUUGGCUUCUUGGCUCUUCGUGUACUGCCUUCUUGUCUUGCCACAGAUUGACUCACAGACACUUCCUAAACUCCUCUUCAACAUAGAUGAAUGACCCUAACGAUAACACUCACACAGCUCUGAUCAUGAUUCUUAUAAAUCAAAGACCCCUGAUGACUGUUUUGAUCUUUUAAGAGUAAAUGAAAAGGAUUGGACACAUAUUGAUCCGUUCUGUUGCCUUUUUAUUUUCUUUCAUAUCUGCUCACUAAGACUUAUGGAAAGUGUUUCUUUCUUAUUACUGGUAGUCAGUCAACUUAUACUGGGUUCCCUUUGGAUACAUUUAUAUGCUAUCUGCACCUAAUUUUUAGGUGCACAUGCUAUGUAACGUUUUGAUUAUUUAUAAUGCUUCUGAAGAACAUGCUUUUUUGGCCAUUUCUUUUGUUUGUGGUUACACUAUAUGAAGAAACGAGCAUCUGCAAGACUGUGCAACUGUUUGUACAAAAAUAAGUGAAUGUUUUUGGUAAAGCUGUUGUGCUAUGUUGUUUUUUCUUUUCUUUUCUUUUCUAAUGUAUCUUUUAAAAAAGUGAACACAAGUCUUGCCCCUCAGAUUUUAAAUAACAUUAUAUAGUCAGCAAAGGUUUUUCAGCACAUACAGAUUUGAUAAGAUAAGGCCGGUGUAUUUAUGGCACAUAUUUUAGAAAGGAAAACCACAUAGGGCUUACUAAGUUAUAAUAGAGCUUUAUGGUGUCAGGAGCACUUUUUUAAAGCUCAAGACAAGAACUGCCAAAGAGUCAGUUAAAGAAACUGAAACACCCCCGACACAGUGAACAAAUUAUACAUUUGCCUAUUCUUUUAAAUAUAAAUUCUGCACUUAUUCACAGUAUAUGUUAUAUGCAUUUAACAAAAUGCAAGAGCACACAAUAUAUCUUUAAGACAUUUAUUUGUCAUUUUACAUGUUUAUAAAUGCAGUAUAUUGACAGAAUUUGUAAUAUUUUUGGACACUGAAGUUGUUAGUGGCGUUUUUUUAGGUCUCUGGACUAAUAUGAAACCCAAUAGGUCUUCUGUAGGAUUGAAUUGAGAUUGUGGGGUGUCUCCUUAUAUUUUCUUUAAAAAAAAUUAUAAUACAAAAAAAAAAAAAAAAAACUGUAAUUUACACCUCCAUCAUGCAGAACAGGCACAAUGGCUGCAUAGUGCUCCUCGCAUGAUCAUUGCAAAUUAAAGCGAACUCUGGACAUAGAGUGAAUGUAAAUGCAUCCUGUUAAAUUUGCAUAGCCUACAAAGUAUGUCCAACACCGCAAAUAAGCCAAACUUUAGACUGCAAUUCUGCAUGAGAAUGUGUAUGGGAAAUAACUUGUCUUAAACUUUUUUUUUCAAAGUCACCAAGUGAAUUUCUGUCCUGCUUUUGUCAUGGAAAUGAUUCAUGUUAUAAUGCACCAGAGUGCAAUAAAUGAU
This is a messenger RNA of Xyrauchen texanus (razorback sucker), 4911 nucleotides long. RefSeq names its product calmin a (gene clmna). Gene Ontology annotation, molecular function: actin filament binding. The transcript has 13 exons. The record is from RefSeq and is a predicted model, not a curated record. The coding region runs from base 296 to 3574 and encodes 1092 amino acids. Gene Ontology annotation, cellular component: nuclear outer membrane; meiotic nuclear membrane microtubule tethering complex; cytoplasm. Lineage: Eukaryota; Metazoa; Chordata; Actinopteri; Cypriniformes; Catostomidae. Gene Ontology annotation, biological process: nuclear migration.